Arvicola amphibius (Eurasian water vole) is the source of this 1170-nucleotide messenger RNA. Its product is annotated as aldo-keto reductase family 1 member C15-like. The coding region runs from base 1 to 975 and encodes 324 amino acids. Gene Ontology annotation, molecular function: steroid dehydrogenase activity; ketosteroid monooxygenase activity; aldose reductase (NADPH) activity. Lineage: Eukaryota; Metazoa; Chordata; Mammalia; Rodentia; Cricetidae. The record is from RefSeq and is a predicted model, not a curated record. Gene Ontology annotation, cellular component: cytosol. Gene Ontology annotation, biological process: steroid metabolic process. The transcript has 9 exons.
AUGGAUCUCAAACAUAGUCGUUCAGUGAAGCUGAAUGACGGAAACUUGAUGCCUGUGCUUGGAUUUGGCACGUUUGCUCCAGAUGGUAUUCCCAAAAGCAAAGUUACUGAGGCCACCAAAAUAGCCAUUGACGUAGGUUUCCGUCACAUAGAUGCUGCAUACUACUACCAAAAUGAGGAAGAAGUUGGACAGGCUCUCCGAGACAAGAUGGCUGAUGGAACUGUGAAGAGGGAGGAUUUAUUCUACACCACCAAGAUUUGGAAUACUUUCCACAGACCAGAGUUGGUUCGUCAGUGCCUGGAAGGAUCGCUGAAGAAACUUGGGCUGGAUUAUGUAGAUCUCUGCAUUAUUCAUUCCCCAAUUGCUAUGAAGCCUGGAGGGGAUCUUAUACCAAAGGAUGCCAGUGGGAAAAUUAUUUUUGACAAUGUGGACAUCCGUGAUACAUGGGAGGCACUGGAGAAGUGUAAAGACUUAGGUUUAACCAAGUCCAUUGGGGUGUCCAAUUUCAACCGCAAAGUGCUGGAAUUGAUUCUGAACAAACCAGGGCUAAAAUAUAAGCCCGUUUGCAAUCAGGUAGAAUGUCACCCAUAUCUCAACCAGAGCAAACUUCUGGAGUUCUGCAAGUCCAAAGAUAUUGUUCUAGUUGCUUACAGUGCCCUUGGAUCCCACAGAGACCCAAACUGGAUCAAUGAUAAUAGUCCAUACCUUCUGGAGGAACCUAUCUUAAAGACCAUUGCCAAGAAACACAACCGAAGUCCAGGCCAGGUUGCCCUGCGCUACCAGCUACAGAGGGGUGUGGUGGUUUUGGCCAAGAGCUUCAAUGAGAAAAGAAUCAAAGAGAACUUCGAGGUGUUUAACUUCGAAUUGACCCCAGAGGACACGAAAGAGAUUGAUGGCCUCAAUAGAAAUUUACCAUAUAUGAAACUGUCAUUUGCGGUGGAUCACCCUUACUAUCCAUAUUCAGAAGAGUAUUGAGCACGAGCUGUUAAACAUUACAGAGACUCUCCUCCCUCCAGACAAUGUAUAUCUGAAUUUGGUGGAGUGGUUGAGAAGCAAGAUUUCUGCCUCCAGGUGCUUGUCUAAUGUCAGAAAACUAUGAACGUCAAAUGAUGACAUUUAUUUUUCCUGAUGAUUAAAAAUAACAUAUAAAUUACAGAGAACAAAAGAAAA